Molecule: messenger RNA, 1226 nt
Organism: Lindgomyces ingoldianus
Lineage: Eukaryota; Fungi; Ascomycota; Dothideomycetes; Pleosporales; Lindgomycetaceae
Exons: 3
Coding region: 85-768 (227 amino acids)
Source: RefSeq, a predicted model, not a curated record
CUUUCACGCUCCUUUUUCAUCACCACAAAGACUUGGGGUUCUAGAAAGAUUUUAGAAUUCAACAUCUUCCAACCAUUUACAACAAUGGGUUAUGCCGAAUGCAAUGCCCAAGGUCACUCCAAAAUAGUUUUCGCCUGCAAAACCCUUGUCCACUUCUGGGUGUCCUCCAAGUCACAGCCUUCCGGCGCAAAUCUGCAUCCCCAAUCAGGGGUUCUCCUCAGCCGAAGUAUUUUUCCGCUCAGCUCUUUUUGGCUGGUUUCAGUCAUCGUUUGCCUUUCCUUCGCCCGCCCUGCGGCCGCACUUGAUGGAAGCCUCGCCGCUGUGGAGCAGUUUUCAGCACGCCAUCAGAUCCCACCAAUCAGCAUCGAAUACUUCGGAAACAUGUUCUGUGCCAUCGGCCUCUGUAUGGUCCUCAUUGCACGAGGCUUGCUUGGCCCUUUAGUGGGAAUUACAAGUGUUCUGUGGGUCAUGAUGCGCAAUGACCCUGCCAUCAAGCCCAAGCUUUCAUGGAUGAUGUUUGGUGUCUGGUUGGUCUUGUUUCUGUCAUACGUUUUCGUCCAAUGCCACCGCGUUUUGAACCGCCAACUGUACAUGCUACUAAGCACAUCCAUGGCCGGAAUCUGUAUGUGCAUCAUCGCGCUAAUCCAAAAGUCAUCACUACACGGCGGCCUUAUGACAGCUAUUCCGCCUUGCUCGUCUUUCGCCGCGUAUUCAGUCGGCUACUUCUUUCCGGACCGGCUUCGAGAGGGCAUUUAUAAUGCCGUUUGAAUAUUCAAUCUCGUCCAAUCACCCAUCGAUUACCCUCCAAGGGUAAUGUCAACAAGACCAUGAUAAUCUCUAGCGUCAGGAGUUGGAAUCAUAUUUAGGAAUUUUGUAUUUACUUUGGCAGAAGGGCAACGAUAAGGCACAUAUAUGUUUAGAUGCUGUCGUCGACUCAGCUGGUCAUCGUCUAGCUUUAUGUGAAAAAAGGAAAACUAUUCGCAAUUCUUUACGUCCCCGACACAAUAAAGUAUCCAUACAGAUUACACAAGCACCACAUUCUGAGCAAGGCAAAGCGUAAAGCCCUUUGGGCUCCGAAGAACGUCAAAUAUUACCUAUUGCAUCUUAUCACCUGAUGUAAGACACGACAGGGCGAGGGCUUCAGGGCCUUAUUGGAAUCUCAUUGCUCUUCUCCCUAACUCCCGCACGAUAUUUGACAGAUCGAGCCUGCCCGAAUUGUAUUCUAC